This is a messenger RNA of Centropristis striata (black sea bass), 1873 nucleotides long. RefSeq names its product transmembrane protein 269 (gene tmem269). Gene Ontology annotation, molecular function: phosphotransferase activity, for other substituted phosphate groups. Gene Ontology annotation, cellular component: membrane. Bases 174 to 923 code for a protein of 249 amino acids. NCBI's taxonomy places the organism in Eukaryota, Metazoa, Chordata, Actinopteri, Perciformes, Serranidae. The transcript has 7 exons. Gene Ontology annotation, biological process: phospholipid biosynthetic process. The record is from RefSeq and is a predicted model, not a curated record.
GGCCAUAUGUUCUGUAUAUGCUGACGAUAGCGUAGCGACUAGAAAUAUACAGGGCAGUGAGAAAGAAAAGGAAAAAGAAAUACAGAUAAUAGGGCCCGCUUGGUACGUGCGCCUUUAGACGUCUCCGUCACUCGACUGUCUAGACUUUGUAUUCUUGGAGGUCCUUUCAGCUGAUGUGCUGUGAGCCAGAGACAAUCAUGAUCCUCCUGACUCCUUCCUCUGGUCUCUUCCAGUGUGCCGACAAGCUUUUUCUGAGCGAUGACGCCACCGGACUCCAGAUCAAGGAGUUCGCACGUAAAAAUGCAGCUAAUGCUCUGUCAGUUGCCAACAUGGUCAUGGGCAUGGCCUCCAUUCUCAGCAGUCUAAAUGGGCACCAUCAUGCUGCAUGUUGGCUGGUUCUGAUUGGCUACCUGCUGGAUUUGGCAGACGGAGCAGUUGCCAGGCGACUUGAUGCCUGCUCUGCACUGGGUGCGAAGCUAGAUGACUUUGCCGACUUCACGACCUUCGGGAUUGCGACAUCUUUGCUACUAAGGACGUCCGACCUGCUUGACAACAUCCUUUGCGUGUGUUACGUCUUGUCUGUGUUCGUCCGCCUCUGUUUCUUCACAAGCGGGAUCCCAUUCAUGUACCGCGGCCUGCCCUGCAUCUACUCCUCAGGCAUCCUGGCCAGUGCCUCUCUGCUGUCAGGGGGAAACCUGGUCAUGCUGCGGGUCAUUGCAGUGGCCAUGAUCCUCUUUAUGAUCAGCCAGAACUUCUACCCUCACGACAGAGUGCUGGAGUCCCAGGCCUGGAAGAAAGUAGUCUACGCUGGAGGAGUGAUGAUGGUGUUCUGCUCUUCUUUCCCCCCUGCAUGUGUCUACUACCUGCUGUGGUCAGUCUCCUACAUUUUGUUCCCAACAUCCCUUUGGAGCAGUAAAGUGUAAAAAACGGUGCUGGCUUUGUCCAAAACUUCCAUGUAGUUUUACCUCUUGCCCAUCUGGCUAAACUGAGGCUUCCAGACUGCUGCAGCUUCCUAAAGCCAUGGAGGAUCCAAGCUGAACAUGCUCAUGCUUCACAGGCAAAAACUCGCUCUAUUUGACUUUUAUUUUGAUGUGACUUCUCUACAACAGAACCCAGAUUGAAGGAGUUAGAGUGAGGGAUUAGAAAGACUUGUUCAAAGGAUUUUCAUCAGGUUUAUUAUCCCAUGUAAUCUCUCUACUUUAGUAUUAAUCCAAUCAAUGUUGUGUACAUGCAGCAGCCGGGCACAUAAUUUUCUCACUGGACAAUAUGAAAAUUAUUAUUUUGAAUUAGGAAAUUACACGAAUAUCUAAUAUAUUUUUGCCUCUAUCUCUAAGUGUGCAAUCACAUAGGAUCAUAACUCUUAUUAUGAUGUCCAUAGUGUUGAGCAUAACUGUUCAAAUGCAACAGUAUGUUGGCUUUUAUCAAUGAAUAUACAUUGAUUUCUCAGCAUAUUAUUCAAAAUUUCAAGUCCUUUCCAGUUUAUCUAUUACAGUACCAGGCAUUAAUACAGCACCACCACCAGCCAUGUGUUAUUUGACUGUGUGUUAAUGUUUGUAUCAGGGUUGAGGUCACUUCACUUUCGUAUCAUUCAGGUCAGGAUGAUUUCCUUGAAAUCCACUUUUUUCCAUUGUAUAGUGGUCUCAAAUCCUUCUAAUAAGAAACUUUGGAACAUGAUGGUGCAGCUGUCCUUAUCAUUAGAUUUUGACUUCAUCUGAAAGUUGACUGACCCCAACUCUGGCCUCUGUGAAUUUGGGACUUUAGACUUUUUACCAAGUUGUGGUGGUCAAAGAAAUUAUGCGCUAGAUUUCCACAUUUCUACUAUGUGUCAUGUUAUUUGACCAUUGUAUGUGUUUGCCUCUGUUUUAAGAGGCAU